UGAAAAAACUGACUCCAUUUUUCUUGUUCAGGGACAACCUUCCUUUCAUUUUUUCUUGUUCAGGUUGAUCCGUUGAUGGACAUACCUGUGCUGGCAAGAACCAAGAUGUUGCUCUGGGCUUCUAAGCGAGGAGAGUGUUCCAUCCACAAGCUAGCCCAGACUAAUAAUGAAACAGGAAAACCCCAAGAGUGGACCCGUGAUGCAAAGGGGAUUAAUCAGAUGUGCUGGGUCCCUCAUCCACGUAAUGGCAUAUAUGUCCCUAAAGGACAUGAGAUGGUGAUGGAUGAUGUUCCUUCUGGAGCUGCUUCUUUCACUCAACCUUACUGGCUUAGGAGCAUUGAAGGAGUUGAUAAGUCAUUCCCAGAUUCUUUGAUUGAACAUCCAUUCUCUGAAAAAAAGUGAUGGAGUUACAGUCCUCAAUGCUGGCUUGGAUUUGAAGUUUGAAAGCUUAUUAAUGGUGGAUGGUAUCUCUAUGUAAUAUCGUCUAGACUUACUAUACUAUACAUCAAUGAAUUAAAAGUGCUUUAGUUCCACAAUAUAAGAGUUCUUGUAUGACUUUUGCGUGUAUCAUGCACCUAUUCUUACAUAAAUGGGCCACUAAGUAGCUCAAUUUUCAAGCUAAUGAGC
Molecule: messenger RNA, 627 nt
Organism: Telopea speciosissima
Lineage: Eukaryota; Viridiplantae; Streptophyta; Magnoliopsida; Proteales; Proteaceae
Exons: 2
Coding region: 76-402 (108 amino acids)
Source: RefSeq, a predicted model, not a curated record